AUGCUCAGUUUUGCCGCCAUGGUGGGUGUCAUCGUCACUUCGGCCUUCGGGACGUUGUACCUGGAGCGGCAGCUCAAGGCCAGCUCCAAGGAUCCGCUCUUCGUGCAGUUGCAUCAGCUCAAUGCCGUCGGCUUGACAGGUGCCCUGCUUGUGGCCAUGCGGUCUUCUCAGAAGGAGCCCGAGCUGCGAGACCUCGACAGUGAUGUCCCGACUGCCGCUCCAGUCGAGGACCUGGAUCCUUCCAGCCCGUUCUUGCCGCUACGAGUUGCACUCAGCGUCUCCUGUGUGGUGGCUCGAGGUGCUCUGAAUGGGAGCGUGCUGAAAAAGUUGGAUGCACUGACCAAAGGAUUGAUCGAUGUGACGGCGAUUGUCUUGUGCACCGUGAUCCAGGUGUUGGCCCAGGGAAGACAGACAGACGUCACCGCCAUGGGUCUUCAGAUGAUGAUGUUGCUCUCAGUGCUCGGCUUCGUCUCCGCCCGGCAAGUGGCGCCUCCCAUCGUCGAUGAGCCGCCCUUGCUGCCUUUGCGGCAGAAGUCUCCCAGGGUGUGGCCUUGGGAGGAAGAAAGGCCAAUUCCAAAAGCCUUGUGA
Messenger RNA from Durusdinium trenchii, 588 nucleotides. NCBI's taxonomy places the organism in Eukaryota, Dinophyceae, Suessiales, Symbiodiniaceae. The record is from the annotation of a GenBank genome assembly.